Messenger RNA from Anneissia japonica, 5774 nucleotides. Its product is annotated as low-density lipoprotein receptor-related protein 6-like. The transcript has 13 exons. The coding region runs from base 3571 to 5502 and encodes 643 amino acids. The record is from RefSeq and is a predicted model, not a curated record. Lineage: Eukaryota; Metazoa; Echinodermata; Crinoidea; Comatulida; Comatulidae.
UCCCUGCGGUCAAUCUGAUGUGCUUCCUUCUUAGACAGUUGAGGUUCAAUGCUUAGACCUGCUUACCCUAAUAUGAGGGUAUCGCCCAACCCCUAUUAUCAAAACAUAGCUCCGAUAUCGGGAUAAAUAUAAAUUAAAAUUUGUUUAGCAUCAAUGUGUUUUGGUGGCGUUUGCAGAGACGGACUCAGGCAAAUGGAAAAAAAAAAGAAAAAGAAAAACACCCGCGGAUAUAUUAUCCUUUAUUUUCCUUCUUCGAAGCCUCUUCCUGUCCGCUUUUAUUUCGAAUUCCUGGAUCCGCCUCUGGUUUCUCAUAAUAUACUAGAUGAUAUAUAUUGUCUUAUUAUUGCAAUUCCAAAAAAAUAAUAAAAAGAGUUUUGACUCUCCAGCAUUUUUACUGUAUAUGUUAAAAUAUUAAACCAUCAAACACAUAUUCAAUAAAGCACAAAGGAUUACAAAAUGGGGUUAUCUAGUAGUAUAAUUAAUAUUUAAGAAAAAUAACUACAAUUAUAAUUGAAUAGCUUGGUGUGUGGAGAAGCUUGCGACCUAAUUCAAGGGAACUGGGUUCAAUUCCCCUCAUGGAUUUUUUCAACAAAAAAUGAAACUUAGCUUAUAAAAUAUAAAAUAUUAUAUUAAAUUGUUAAUAUGAUGUUAUAUAAUCUUAUCAAGCAUCACUGUUAUUAUUAUUUAUUAGUUUAUAUUGUACGUGUUUGGUUGCCACAAAGUAAACGUUCAUAAAAUAAUAAAAUAAGUAGAAAUAACAUUCCUCAGAAGGUGACUUAUAAUUUUUAAUUAUAGAACCAUAAAAAUGGUGGAGAUAAUAUCAGUCAAUUUUUUUCAAGCCAUCAACAAGCUUAGAUCCAUUAAUAAUUACUGAACUUUUCGCUGCUGCCACAAAAUAAGUUGAGAGUUAUUUUGUAUACUAUGUAAGGGAACAUUCCUUUAAAGAUAUUUUCAACAAAAAAAAUCAAAUCUAUUUUUUAUAUAAGCCUAUUAUUGCAAAAAAACCCCCCUGCAAAACGAACUGCUAGCUAGGACAAAUGUCAAAAACAAUUGCUAAAGUGACCACCUGUGCAGACAACCUCAAUCCAAUCAAUAGAAAAUAUUUGAUUUUGUUCAAAAUGUGUUAUAUCCUCGUGUGUGUGUCUGUCUGUCUUUGUGGGGGUGUGUCUGUCUGUGGUGUGCGUCCUUCCGGGCACAUAACUCAAAAACUGCUGGACCGAUUUACUUUAAAUUGUCACACAUUGGCAUGUAUGCUGUUCGGAAGUAGGCUGCAUAUUUCAGAACGUUUUUUUCCGGCCGCAACUGACGGAUGUUCGACCGAGUUGUUUGACUAGGCCGAGGUGACUCAAGCGGAAUGACAGCGGGCCGACUCAAGCAGAUCAUGAAACUGAUCAUGGAGGUAUAAAAUAUAUUUUAUACCUCCAUGAGCAGAUCAACCAUGUGUCAGAUUCUGGCCGCCGGACUGGUAGCUGUCCGGAUAGCGUAACUCGCCGAACUGAUGGACUUAAUUGCCACGCGCAAUCUAUUACGCUAGGCCUCGUUUGGCAGAAGAAUGUGAUUUUAUGCUGGUUACAUCACAAACAAAAAUGAAAUAAAAAUAAACAUUUCUUCUACAGUAGAAUCCCUACUUUUGGACAACCCUAUUCAGCUGACACCACUAAUCAGAGGACACCCUGUUAAGGAGACUCCCUUAUUAAGGGUACACUUUUUAUCACUACGGCUUACCCCAUGAAGGGGAUGUUGACACUUUCUGAGUGUGCCAGAUAGUGAAACCAUGGUGAAACAGCCCCUAUUAGGGACACUUUUCAUCGGUGUAUCAAAACAAUAGCAGUGUCAAAGUAAGAAAACAAUAUUUUGAGCAAUACACCAGAAUUUUCUGCCCUGAAUCGAGAGUGAAUAUCGGUAUAGGCCACAGCGCGUUACUUCGUAUACACAAUUCUUGUCAAUUUUUACACUUAACCAUGGGGAUUUCUUUUUCUUUUAGUUUUUUUUGUGUACUUUUAUACAGGAUACUAAUCCAUACUAUAACAUGUUACUUUAUUCAUGCUACAUACAUCCAAUAUAGAGCUCAAUAUCAAAAUAAGAAUAUUUGGCCAUUUACGUUGUAUCAUGAAACAAUAAUUGUGAACAUAUCUUGUACCUAUUUUUGUUUUAAUUACAUUUCUGCUGGUUUCAUCUUAUACAGUAAAUGAAUUGUAUUUGUUGCAAAUUAUUACUAUAAAUUAGUUCUGAUUCUACUGAAACUGAUUCUUAUUUCAAUUUUGUUUAUGUUGUAUGGAAAAUAAAUUGAAUUUGAACUUUGAAUAAAAUUAAAAAUAAUAUAUGUCAUCGUUAUAUGAAAACAUACCAAAAAACCGCUAUAAUAAGGGACAAUCGCAUUUUGCAUCUUUAGGCAACAUACAAAAGUAAAAGGAUUUUAAUUGUAAAAAUCUUUUGCCUACUUCCUGAAUUCUUUGUAUAUACUAAUUUAUGUACAAUAACAAAUAGCCCUUCUGAUAUGUCAAAUAAUUCUAGAGCAUAUGAAUACAUAUAAAAAAGUAUACAUCUACUGUAAUAUUUAGUAUGAUUCAACCAUUGUGUCCGACUCGUAGUAUAGUGUAGGCUAUACCUAUUUUGUUUUUAAAUUAAUUAUAAAACCUGUCAAUGUCAAUUAUAAGACUUGUUAAUGUUCUUCAUACAUAUAAUAUUUUGUAUAUCUUACCUAAAACAAUCUAGGAAAAUUAACUAAAAACAGUUAGCCCAUGUUAAAAUAGUUGCCUCUUAACUUUGUAGACAUGAAGCUACUACAAGCCUUAGUCUUUUACUACAGUCGUUUAAAUAGUUGCAACUUUACAAUGUAACCGCGAGAUUAGUUAGUAGGUCUAAAGAACGCUUCUCUCAGAAGGUAAAUUGAGAUAGGCCUACUGUAUAAAGAAACCUCAGCAUCGAUCUCACAAAAUAAUCGUGUGUCGACGUGCUUUAAAAACUGUAAUACAUAUUGGGAAGUGACGUGGCGUUUCAAUUAUAUUGCCGACUGCGGCUGAACGAACAAGGAAAUUGCUGUAUAGUAUUAAUACAUAUUUAUUCAUUCGUUACUUAGCAAAUAACACUGUAUGUGCGUUGCUUUUGCUGCUGUGUAAUUACCGUAUUCGUAAUAUUGUAAAAUUACAAAUGGACGCUUUUUACCUGAUAAUAUGGGUUGCAACCUAUUUUAUACAAUUCGGUUGCGGACAAGUAGCCGAGAAUUUGUUGUUUUUGGCUCUUUAUGACAAGGGUUAUCCUGCAUCCACUUACAUUGGUUGGAUUUCUGCAAAUCCUGAAUCCUACCAAAAUAAAUAUAAAUUGGACUAUAGCACGUUAUAUCUAUCAUAUUACCGCAAUUGGACCUCACUAGCCACUGAUUACCAUGCAGGAAAUGUUACUUUCCAUGAUAAAACAAGCCACUGGAUUUUCCUAAGUGAUGAUUUUAAUACUGUUGGUGGCGAUGCUCAUGCUAUUGAAGGCGGGACGUCUGGUAGAGUGGAGGCUAUAACAAUUGACUGAUUGGCUAAAAAUAUUUACUGGGUGGAUGAAGGUUACAACUGGAUCAAAAUGACUAAUUAUUUUGGAGAAGGAGAAGCAAUGAUUGUUGAUACGGGCCUCGAAAGGCCGUCGGGGAUAGCCUGCCAUCCUAUAAAAGGGUAUCUCUUUUGGACUGAAUUGGGAAAUUUAAAUCCGGCUAGAAUUGAAAGAUCAUCUAUGUCAGGAACAAAUCGAGUCACUAUUGUUACAGGUGUGAGUGAGCCGAGGUCUAUAGCAGUAGAUACUAUUGCUAACAGGAUUUACUGGACUGACAACAGUGCAGCUGACAAUAAAAUCGAAUCCUCCGAUCUUAAUGGUGAUAACAGGCGAACAGAAGUGUCAGAACCAACAUCUGACAGUGUAUUUGACAGUAUUUCUGUCGAUGAGGAUUACAUAUUUGUGAGUAUGUUUACAUCAUCUAAAGAUGUUAUCCGCUACUACAAAAAGACCACGCCAAUCGAAUUGUUUGUCGAAUAUAAAUUGGACAGCGAAGUCCAUGUACUUGAUUUAUGUGUCACGGGUUACGAUAUCCAACCAAAGCCAGCAACGCUACCGUGUGAUGGUAAUACGUGUGGUGAUUUCUGUGUAUCAGCAGCCGAGGGAAAACAAGAAUGUGUCUGUAGAGAAAACUAUUUUUUGCAUCCAAAUGGUACAUGCAGUAUUGAUUGGAAUUUCUUACACCCACCACUCUGCAUAAUAGGCAGGACGCACGCCAUGUCUAUCUUCGACCCAACUCUUCUUCAUUACGAUUUGGAAUAUAAACAGCAGUAUAUUCACGAUUUCUUAAGUGGAGAGAGAAUUAUAACAGCUGUAACUUCUGACAUAUAUAGCAAUAUGUUAUUUUUUGCGGAGGAGAAUCGAAAAUCAAUAUAUGUUAUAAAAAUGGAAGAUGGGCAAAUACCACUUAGUAUUCGUUCAAAUAUAAGUCGUGUUGAUGGUAUGGCUGUUGAUUGGGUUUCACUAAACGUUUACUGGGUCGAUUAUGAUCAAAAUCAACUAUUGUCGACAUCUUACGACGGCAAGUUCACAAAAGUGUUGUUCGAUGAUGUCACAAAAUCAAGGGCAAUAGCAGUAGAUCCAAGCGCAAGGUUGAUAUUUUGGACAGAAGAGACAUUUCCAACGAAGCUUGUGAGUUGUAAUCUGGAAGGUACCAAUCGCCAUGAUGUUAUGAACACAAGGCUGCAAAGUCCGUCUGGAAUCGCGCUUGAUUACGCCCACAAAAGGGUGUAUAUCGUUGAUAAUAAACGUAUAUAUUUUACUAACUAUGAUGGUACCGAACAAGAAAUUUUAGGCGCAAGUAUGUAUCCUGCUAAAGACGUCACAAUUUUUCAGGACUUUCUAAUAAUAGCCGAAUCGUAUGAGCCAGAAUUAGGGCUCGUUGAAGCAAUACACAAGAUCUCUGGUGACCACGAAGGCCUUAUGUAUCUUAACACUUCAGUCUAUGCCAUCGACACCGUCGAUGAAUCAACCCAGCCUAUGGUAGAUGAAGAAAGUACCGGUAAUUCUUCUACUGCAGGUAUCAGCAGUACUGUUUUUGUGGCGGUUGGUGCCUUUAUCAUUGUCAUCAUAAUUAUUAUCAUCUUGUUAUUUAUAAGAAGGUGGAUAAGGUCUAAGAAGGAUCAAGGUGCGGAAGAACCAUUCUCAAGUGGUAAUACAUGUGCAACACAUGGAAUCGAUGGACAGAUUAAUCACAUUGAAGGAUUGACCUCCGAGUUAAAAUCAGAUGCACCGGUGUCCACUGUAGUUUAUAGUAUAAAUCAAACAAUCGAAGAAAACAUUAACACUAACCCUGCUCACCAAUUCAACAACCCGAAUACUAUCGCCUUCUACCCAAUCUCCGAACCACACAAGUUUACUAAUUCUUCAGGCUUUGCUCCAAACGUGCUUUUUGAUUAUCGUCCUCCUCCAUACGCUCCACCAGAAGAUCCGGGAAGCAUCUGUCCGAGUGCCCCGCCGUUAUAAUGUCCACCAGCGAGCUCAUAAAUUUAGAGAACUUGAAAAGGCAAAUGUUUAAAAUGGGUCAUGAUUUUAUUUUUUUAUACGCAACAAGUUCGUAAUUAAAAUGGGUCAAAAUAUUGAAUUGAGUCAAAAUGUUGUUAUGCCGCUUAAGUGUUUUUUUUAUAUUUUUUUAACGUGAGUCAAAACAUUGUUCGGUGCCUAACGGUCAAUGUGAAAAAUGAAUCCAAAGGAAUUAGUUUCUAUGUAAAAAAUAUGUCCAAGAGGGUAUUCAUAAU